Messenger RNA from Microthlaspi erraticum, 1836 nucleotides. Lineage: Eukaryota; Viridiplantae; Streptophyta; Magnoliopsida; Brassicales; Brassicaceae. The record is from the annotation of a GenBank genome assembly.
AUGAAANAAAAGGUUCCUCUCGACGAUAUCCGGCUUAAAGGGCGUUGCUAUAAUGAAGGAGGUCGUUUUGAUAAGCAUAAGGACGCCGUCAUUAUCGUUGGACAGCGUUUUGGAGACAAAGAAGAACUUCUUUGCAUGUUGCGAUUGAUGGCUCUGGUUCACAGAUUCUCUUUCCAUGUCUUCAAGUCUACUCCAGAACUAUUUGUUGCCAUUUGCAACGUCCAAGGUUGUGCCUGGCGAGUCAGGGCGGCUGUGAAGAACGAACCAACCGCGUUUUGGGUCACAAAGUACGUAGACACUCAUACUUGUUCCGUUGUAGACCGUAUAGCUCACCGUAGGAGCUGUACAGCAAAAUAUAUCGGAGCUUUAUUCAUGGAGAGGGUUGGCAUUAUUGAGGGAAUAGUGCCUCAACACAUUGCUAUAUCUAUGAAAGUGAUGUUUGGUUUGAAACUCAGUUAUACCUCGUCAUAUAGGGCUUUGAAAGCUGCUCAAGAAUACGUUCGAGGGACAGCGGAAGAGGGAUAUGCGAACUUGGCUUCAUAUUUGCAAAGAAUCAAAGAAGCAAACCCAGGAACUAUUACUGACCUUGUGCGAGAUGGGAUGGAUCGAUUCAUGUACUGUUUCGUAUCGUUUAGAGCUUCAAUAGUAGGUUUUCAGUACGUAAGGCGAGUGAUUGUUGUUGAUGGUACACAUCUGACUGGGAAGUAUGGUGGAGUUCUUCUUGUCGCAGCUGGUCAGGAUGGCAACUUCCAAGUCUUCCCCUUGGCUGUUGCUGUUGUAGAUGCAGAGAAUAAUGAGUCUUGGGGGUGGUUUUUCAACAAGUUGAAAAGUUGCUUCACUGAGGAUUUCCCACUGGUCAUAGUCUCUGAUAGACACCCAGCUAUCGCCAAUGCAAUUGAAAGUGUCCUGCCAUGGGCAACAAGAGGUAUAUGCUACUAUCAUAUGCAAAAUAACAUAAUUGGAACUUACCACGCGAAAGAAAUCAUGUAUAUGGUCAAAGGUGCUGCAUAUGCGCACACGGUGGACACUUACAACUGGUAUAUGGAUCAAAUACGAGCUGCAAAACCGGCGCUUGCAACGUACUUGGAGGGAGCCGAUCCGAGCUUGUGGUCACGAGUUCACUGCCCAGGAGAAAGAUACAACCUAAAGACUAGCAAUAUCGCGGAGUCGAUUAACGCCAUGGUGAAGAAAGCCAAAGAUUUUCCAAUACCUUUUCUCUUAGAGUUUAUCAGAGAGAGGUUGAGCCACUGGUUCCUCAAGAGGCGUGAAAAUGCUCUAGGUCUCACCACCGAUCAUAGCAAAGGAGUUGAAUACUUGUUGUCUAUUCGUGAGUACUAUGCAGGUUUUAUGGACGUGGAGCGCAUAGAUGAUUGGCAUUUCCAAGUUAAGUCUACAUCAGGAUACUAUAACGUCGAUCUUGAGCUCCGAACGUGCUCUUGUGGUGUGUUUGAUAUUGAAAAGAUACCAUGUUCGCACGUCAUUGCUGCAAUUACAAUGGCUGGAUUGUCAGUCUCCGAUUAUGUGAGUCCGGCUUACAAGAGGAACACCUGUCACUCAACGUACGCGCAUCCACUUUUUCCUCCUCCUUCCAGAUUCUCCUCCGUGAAGAAGGAACGUUGCCGUCCUCCUAAAGAAAAACCCACUCCUGGUAGGAAAAAGAAAUCUAGGUGGCAAAGCUGGUUAGAAAUGGCAAGAAAGAGGAAGCAUAAACCGAGGAAGAUGCCAAAAGCGUACACAUGCUCUAAGUGUAGAUUACCAGGUCAUACUCGUCCAAAAUGCGUAAGUGAAACCACUUCUCUAUUCAUCCUGGUACAUAAAUUUUCAAAAAACUUAUAG